UAUAACGUCUUCCACGCAUAGAUGCUAAGGCCCGGUUUGUUAUUUAUUGUGGUCGCGGUGCCUUUAACAAUCCCACAAUACGUUGCUAGCUUUACAGGGGAAAAACCCACUAGAUACAAUGUAAACAAAUAAGCUGAGCGGAGUUUCAGAAAGCUUUCAGCAAGCUUUGUUGCUCAGAAAAUCAGUGUUUGUGACUUGGGCAUAAUAACAUAAUAGAGCUCAUAACCAAGACAGUAAUCUAACUGGUUUAGUUGUAGAGUUAGCGUUAGCUCAAAUCGCGAGGGCCCUGGAAGCUAGUCAUAGCUAGCUAGCUAACGUAGCCUAGCGAUUUCUAUUUCUAUUAACGCUAGCUAGCUAAUAAGAAACCCAAAUAUGGUGAUCUUAGCUAAAUAUACAGUAACCGGAGAUAACGCUAAAAUAUAACGUUGAGCUGUUUGCAAGAAGUAGCGAUAACUUAGAAUAGUGUAAUUAUAGAUAAAGCACUUGCUAGCGAGUAGGCUAAGUUAAUUAUUACCAUGAUGACUCGAAAGAGGAAGUUACUUUCAAAUGCAAAAGUUUGCGAUCAAUUAAAUUUUGUGCCCGAGCAAUUACAGCACCGUACAACACAUCUGGAGGGAGGACACAGAGACGAGGGCAAAGACCAAGAAGGCAUCCGCAGUCAGUACUUUCCAAUUAAUGAUGAAAAUAGGGCCAGGUUAAGAUUCGACUUCUUUAACCAGCCCUGUGUUGAUUUAGCUAAAGCUUUUAUCGGCAAGGUGCUGGUCCGGAGGCACUCCAAUGGCACAGAGCUGAGAGGCAGAGUAGUGGAGACGGAGGCAUAUCUUGGUGGCGAGGACAAGGCGUCACACUCGGCCGGCGGGAAGCGCACGGAGAGGAAUGUGGCCAUGUUCAUGAAGCCUGGCACCAUCUACGUCUACCCUAUUUAUGGCAUCUACCUGUGCAUGAAUGUCUCCAGCCAAGGGGAGGGGGCGGCGGUCCUUUUGCGCUCGUUGGAGCCCCUCAAUGGGCAGGACACCAUGCGGAGGCUGCGGGCGGCAAGACGCAGGGAGGGCGCCAGGGUCCUGAAGGACAAAGAGCUGUGCAACGGGCCCUCCAAACUAUGCCAGGCCCUGGACGUGCAGCGCUGCUUCGACCGUAGGGACCUAGGCACAGACACUGAGGUGUGGCUGGAACGGGAUCCCAGUGGCAGUACCGGAGAGGUGGUGUCGGCCCCCCGGAUUGGUGUUGAGUCCCAUGGAGAGUGGGCCACCAAACCACUGCGUUUCUACCUGCUUGGCCACCCUUGCGUGAGCAUCAUGGACAGGCAGGCAGAAAGCAAGCAGGGACUAGCCGCCAAGUUGGAAGGACAGCCAGCCACAAUCCUGCACUCUUCCUGACAUUCUCCAUGUGCAACUCAUUCUGUUUGCAUAAUCAGAGCAACUCACUUUCACAGAGGCUUUACUGUGGAAGCCAGAAAGGAUGUGUAUUUCCUAAUAAACAUCUGUGUCUGAA
Electrophorus electricus (electric eel) is the source of this 1491-nucleotide messenger RNA. RefSeq names its product N-methylpurine DNA glycosylase (gene mpg). Gene Ontology annotation, biological process: base-excision repair. Lineage: Eukaryota; Metazoa; Chordata; Actinopteri; Gymnotiformes; Gymnotidae. The record is from RefSeq and is a predicted model, not a curated record. Gene Ontology annotation, molecular function: DNA binding; alkylbase DNA N-glycosylase activity.